Protopolystoma xenopodis is the source of this 234-nucleotide messenger RNA. The record is from the annotation of a GenBank genome assembly. NCBI's taxonomy places the organism in Eukaryota, Metazoa, Platyhelminthes, Monogenea, Polystomatidea, Polystomatidae.
AUGCCUGGCUCUACUAUUCGUCCACAGCAUUCGGCAGAACAUCUCUACCGUUGUCCAAUGCUCUCAUCUGAGCCUUUGGCGUCCGGACUUGCUAAAGCCUUCAGUCCGACCGUUCCGGCCAGUCGUGCUCAGCUCUGCUUUAUGUCACCUUGCGCCUGCCCCUUCUACUCAAAUCAAAAUAUGGUGAGCAUUUGUCUGGCGAGGGGCAAUUUAUUAGUUGGGAUAAAUAAAUGA